AAUGGGCCCGUCCAGAGACGAGGAGUCCUCGCCCUUUGGCACAUCCAGUCGGGGCAGCAGUUCGAUUGCGCCACAAGGGUCGACCACAUCCUCCAAGGAGAACGUGGACGUGGUCGACAAAUCCCACGGCGAUGACACCGGUCCGUCAAAUGCAGUGCAAAUCCCUGAUUUCCCUGAGGGCGGAUGGCGCGCCUGGCUCACCGUACUGGGAGGCUCGAUGGUCACCUUCUGCACGUUUGGCGUGGUGCAGUCGUUUGGGGUCUACCAAGACUAUUACACGAGGGUUGCCCUAUCCGAGCAUUCCCCUUCAGCGAUCAGCUUGAUUGGAUCCUUGCAGGUCUUCUUCGUGUUUGCGAUGGGCUUGCCUGCUGGACACCUCUUUGAUGCGGGGUACUUCCACCACCUUCUCCUCGCAGGUUCCGCCAUUUACAUCUUCUGUAUCUUCAUGCUUUCUUUGGCCGAGCCGCACCACUACUACCAGUAUGUGCUAUCACAGGGGAUAGGAAUGGGCCUGGGGAUGGGACUCAUGUUCCUUCCGUCUCUCACUAUUACGUCGCACUAUUUUCGCCUCAAACGAUCCAUAGCUAUGGGAAUCGUAGUCGCAGGAUCAAGCAUUGGUGGUGUGGUGUAUCCUAUCCUUCUGAACAACGUCUUCCAGCGAGCCACCGGGUUCCGGUGGGGAGUUAGGUCUGUGGCUUUUAUGGACCUGGGUUUCUUAAUUAUCGCCAACUCGAUUAUGCGAACACGACUACCGCCAAAAAAGAAGCGCGCAGACGGUGGCGGGGCCACAUUUAGGAGCGUUCUCACUGACGUUCCAUUCCUAAUGUAUAUGCUGGGCGCAUUUUUGGUAUUUUGGGGCAUCUUCGUGCCAGUCUUUUACCUCCAACUGUACGCCGUACUACACGGCGUGGACCCAGUUUUCACCAAGUACUCGAUCACGAUCAUGAACGCAUCAUCGUUUUUCGGCAGGACGGUGCCCAACCUGCUGGCGGACGCCUACGGCCCCUUGAAUGUUAUGAUCGCCUCGUCGGUCCUUUCGGCAGGCCUGAUUUUCGCGCUCUUUGGCGCUACAAGCGUCGCUGGCGUGACGGCCUUUGGUAUUUUCUAUGGAUUUUUCUCCGGAGGCGGUAUCUCCAUAGCUGCGCCAGCCGUCGGAUCGUUCAUCACGCAUCGGGACUUGUCUGACCUGGGCAUUCGCAUUGGAAUGCUCUCUUUCACGCUUGCGUUUGCGCUGCUCACUGGAAACCCCAUCGCUGGCGCUCUGCUGACCUCACAUCGCAUCUGGCAUCGGCCGCUGAUUUUCGCUGCGAUCGUCGUGUUCAUGGGCGCUGCGAGCCAUGCCGUGAUCUGGAGGACCGUCACCAGGCGAAAGAAGUCGUCAAAAAUAUG
Cyclocybe aegerita is the source of this 1389-nucleotide messenger RNA. NCBI's taxonomy places the organism in Eukaryota, Fungi, Basidiomycota, Agaricomycetes, Agaricales, Hemipholiotaceae. The record is from the annotation of a GenBank genome assembly.